AUGACCUGUUGGGGAGAGGAGGUUCCGAGGUCUGUCACUGAGGAGCGCCGGCCCGAGUCGGGCGGGCCACCGCCACCCCGGAUCUUCGGCGUCCGCAACGAGAAGGGCUACUGGGUCCAGAAUGACCCCGGCAGCACCGCCGCCCGCUUGAAGGACGACCUCCAGGCCGCCGGCGUGACGACGCUGCCGGCCAUAUUGGAGCACACCGCCAGGACGCUAAGAGACAAGCCGUGCAUGGGCACGCGGGAGCUCUUGGCCCGACAUCGCUUCGUGGAGAAUGUGCACGACACGGUGGUCAGUUUCAGCAAAGGCCUCACGAAGAUUGACACGGGCAAUAGUGGCAGAAUCGCUCUAUUCGCUGAGACGUGUGUCGAAUGGAUCAUGGCGGCCAUGGGUUGCCUGCGCCAAGGGUCGGUAGUCGUGACCGUGUACCCUACUCUAGCCCUCCAGGAGAUCGUGCUGGCACUUUCUGAAGCUGAAGUUAGCGUGAUCAUAACGUCGCAAAGCCUCCUCGGAAGAACGGCGGAAGUUUUCCAGAACUACCCUGGCAUCAAACACGUGAUUGUGUUUGAAGAUCAGCUGGUGGGUCUGGGGACAGUGCCCGAGGUUCUCAAGGGCGUGGCUGUGACCCCCUUCAAGGACGUGGUGGAGGCCGGAGAGUGCCUGAGCCUCUCCUUGCCCCAGCCGACUGGCAGCGAUGUGGCAGUCAUCAUGUACACGAGUGGGUCGGUCAGCAGCCCGAAGGGCGUGCAGCUAACACACAAUAAUAUACUGAGCUCAGUCGUGUCAUACAUCCCGAUGAUGGAUUUCCGCCCCAAUGAGCGCUUCCUGGCCUUCCUUCCCCUUUCCCACGUGAUGGAAUUCUGCUGCCUGAUAGGACACGUUUGGCUGAACAACCUGAUCCUGUUCGGGUCGCCGAUGACCCUGACCAGCAGAAGCCCCAAAGUCAUGGAGGGCUCCCUGGGCGACGUACAGGUGGCGAAGCCCACGUACAUGAACGCUGUGCCUCUCAUCCUCGACAGAGUGGUCAUGGGCGUCAAUCAGGCCGUGGCGGAAGAAGGGAUUCCUGGCCACCAAGAUGUUCAAGGCAGCUCUGGCGCUCAAGAGGAGUCAAAGGACCCCUGCAUUCGUUUGUGAGAUCCUCGACGCUUUGGUA
This is a messenger RNA of Penaeus vannamei (Pacific white shrimp), 1156 nucleotides long. Lineage: Eukaryota; Metazoa; Arthropoda; Malacostraca; Decapoda; Penaeidae. The record is from RefSeq and is a predicted model, not a curated record.